Molecule: messenger RNA, 2346 nt
Organism: Penicillium manginii
Lineage: Eukaryota; Fungi; Ascomycota; Eurotiomycetes; Eurotiales; Aspergillaceae
Exons: 2
Coding region: 1-2346 (781 amino acids)
Source: RefSeq, a predicted model, not a curated record
AUGGCGAGACACCGCGUCAGCGCCCCGGCGCAGCAGCCAGUCCUCAAGGGAACUUUUUAUGAUCCGGUGCCGAUUGAAUACGCCGUGGGAAAUCAGUGUCACAAAACUGAGCCAACUGGGCAUUCAGACAUGGCGAGCGACGGCAAGACAAACGAGCAGAAUCCGUCAAUCGCAAGGAGCAUGUCUCGGUACCGUCGCAACCGGCGCCCUACCACCAGUGGCGGUUCCUCGACGCCAACACCCGCAGUCCCAGAUCACCAUCACAACCAGCCUGUUCCACCGGUCCCUGAUAUGAGCUCGCAAACACCGACGGCGGAAGAUAUUGCGAGGGAACAGCAUAGGCUAGACGCGAUGGCGCAGUUGACUGGCGGAGAUCAACUACCACGUCCAACCACCUCGCGAUAUGGAAAACAGGAAAAGCAACUGCAGCCAAGGACCAAAGCGCAACAGGUGCCAACGCACCAACAGACUAGCCGAGUCGACACCCGCAGUCACCACGAUGCACGUCCCACAAGCGGCGACCACCGCAAGUCCUUGCUACAGAAGAUGAAAUUGUCCAAGAGCAGCAAGACACCCCUCACAAAUGAGCCUGUGCCAAGAUACAUCGGAGUGGUCUCGGCUGUCAACGCCGGAGAGCGCCAAGUGCUUGUUCAGUAUAGUGACGUUUCGAACCAUCUAGUGGUGACACCAUCUACACGGGUCACUGAUCUUCUCCAGACCGCUGUUCGCGAGCUCUCUCGCGAUAUCGACCCUGAGAAAUUCAUCUGCAUGGAGUCCUUUCAUCAAGUUGGAUUGGAACGAUCUUUGCGUCGGUAUGAGCGUGUGCGGGAUAUCAUGAACUCAUGGGCUCAUGAUGCUGACAAUCGGCUUGUGAUUGUCCCCCCUUCAAGCAUGGAAGCUCUCGCCCAACUCGAGUCCCACCAAGUCCCUGCCGAAAAGCCUGCCGAAACGACUGUAUACCUCUACCAUUCCCAGCGCCCCGGCAAAUGGGAUAAGCGUUAUGUGACGUUACGACCCGAUGGCCAAGUGGUCAUCGCCAAAAAGGAAAACUCGAAAGACUCCACCAGCAUCUGUCAUUUGUCCGACUUUGACAUCUACUGUCCCAGUGCACGCGCGAUGGCCAAAGAGAUCAAGCCGCCUAAGAAGAUCUGCUUCGCGAUCAAAAGCCAACAGAAAUCUUCAAUGUUCCUUUCAACUGAGAAGUUUCUGCAUUUCUUCAGCAGCAAUGAUCGCGCUACUGCCGACAAGUGGUUUAAAGUUGUCCAGCGUUGGCGAAGUUGGUACUUAGUGAAUCAGCUAGGUGCCGCGGAACAGACCGAAAGCGAGGCACCUUUGCCAAAGCGAUCCCUUACUCAGAAAGGAUCCCAAAGGCACCGAAAGGCGGCUAAUGAUGUGCCGGUACCAUUGUUAGAUCUCACUGACCCCGAGCCAACAAGGCUCGCCGGAAACUCCAUCGAUCGCCCCCGGCCAUCGAUCUCGAAGGACGUCGUCUCUCGCAAGAAAACGGUGCGCGAGCAGGCACCACCGCCACCGCAAUUCCCCCAGACGCUAUCACUCGAUACUGGUGUCGCUGGACAAGAAGACGACGGCCCACUUGUGCAGGGAGUACGACCUGACGAAGUGGAAGCAGCCACUUUCUCGCCCACUGGCUUGUUAGGUCGCUCGUAUACCCAGCGGAAACAAGCGAUGAAUGAGCGUGAUGAACGCGAAAAGCGAGCGAAUCAAGAGCUAUUUGCGGCCCAAUCCUUUAUAACCGAAAACUACAACUACCCUCCCCCGGAUACGACUCAUCAGCAGAGCGGCCGUACUGCCACAAUGACAAGCACGGCACCACCAGGCCUCAGCCGAAACAAGUCUGUCAACCAGAAACAACAACAGAAACCUUUAAUCGACUUGACCCCAGUCUUCCAAGAGCCCCCGCAACACACACGGAAGGGUCGCGGCGUCAAGGUGGGCGCAGGCACACAAUUGAUCGACGCUGCCACGGGCCCCGAAUUGGCCGUAGGCACCGUGAAUAUCCCACCUGCAACAGCCUGGCGUCGUCCCACGAACGACGUACCCACACAAAGCCGAUACCGCUCGAACACUGCCCGCAGUAUCCGCCACGCCACUGAGCCAAAACCAUCUAGUUCCGGCUCCGGACACGCCAGUCCAGCCUCACCAAGCAGCCCAUUCGUAUCGAAUACCUUGCUCGCUAAUUCCGUCUCUCGUCAAGCGAGCAAUCCCCACACAAAACCUUAUACUGGCCACGGUGUUGCAACCGGAGACCGAAACGCCACUCGCCCAAUGCUCGACAUGUCACCAAAAAACCCCUUCGCGGAGGGCAGUCUCCUGCGUCAGCUUUGA